CCGCCAUAUAACUUCAAGGGAAAAGAAGGGGAAUGUUGAUUGACAGACCAGAAACCAUCCGUCUUGAGAGGAGGCAAGAUGGCAGCCCCGGCAGUGGCUGAGUUUCAAAGAGCCCAGUCUCUUCUCAGUUCAGACCGGAAUGCAUCUAUCGAUAUUUUACAUUCGAUAGUAAAGGGGGACAUCCAGGAGAGCGAUGAGGAGGCGGUGUGUGUCAAAGAGCAGAGCAUCCUGGAGCUGGGUGGUCUGCUGGCUAAGACGGGCCAGGCUGCAGAGCUGGGCGGUCUCCUGAAGUAUGUGCGGCCGUUUCUGAAUUCCAUCAGCAAGGCCAAGGCGGCGCGGCUGGUGCGCUCGCUGCUGGAGCUGUUUUUGGACAUGGAGGCAGCUACAGGCCAGGAGGUGGAGCUGUGUCUGGAGUGCAUUGAGUGGGCCAUGGCUGAGAAGAUAACAUUCCUCAGACAGAACCUGGAGGCCAGGCUCGUCUCAUCUCUGUAUUUUGACACAAAGCGGUAUCAGGAGGCGCUUCAUCUAGGCACCCAGCUACUCCAGGAGCUGAAGAAAAUGGAUGACAAGGCCCUGCUGGUGGAGGUACAGCUGCUGGAGAGUAAGACGUACCACGGCCUCAGCAACCUGCCCAAGGCCCGAGCUGCCCUCACCUCUGCACGCACCACCGCCAACGGCAUUUACUGCCCGCCCAAGCUACAGGCCGCCCUGGACAUGCAGUCAGGGAUCAUCCACGCAGCAGAGGAGGACUGGAAGACUGCCUACUCUUACUUCUACGAGGCCUUCGAAGGCUACGACUCCAUCGACCAUCCCAGAGCGAUCACCGCUCUCAAAUACAUGCUGCUCUGCAAAAUCAUGCUCAAUCUUCCUGAGGAGGUCCAGGGUCUCGUCAGUGGAAAGCUAGCCCUGCGGCACGCCGGGAGACAGACAGACUCUCUGAAAUGCGUGGCGCAGGCCAGCAAUAACCGGUCGCUGGACGAUUUUGAAAAGGCCCUGACAGAGUACAGAGGUGAGUUGAGAGACGACUCCAUCAUAAGCACACACUUGACCACGCUCUAUGACAACCUGCUUGAACAGAACCUCAUCCGUGUCAUCGAGCCUUUCUCCAGGGUACAGAUAGAACACAUUUCCACCCUCAUAAAACUCUCUAAAGAAAAUGUCGAGAGGAACUUGUCACAGAUGAUUCUUGACACAAAAUUUCACGGUAUUUUGGACCAAGGCGAGGGUGUGCUGAUCAUCUUCGAUGAGCCUGCAGUAGACACAACGUAUGAGGUGGCCCUGGAGACCAUUCAGAACAUGAGCAAAGUGGUGGACUCACUCUACAACAAAGCCAAGAAGCUCACAUAGAGGAGACCACCUGUACCCCAGCACAGAGCUUGUCC
Salvelinus sp. IW2-2015 is the source of this 1382-nucleotide messenger RNA. The record is from RefSeq and is a predicted model, not a curated record. NCBI's taxonomy places the organism in Eukaryota, Metazoa, Chordata, Actinopteri, Salmoniformes, Salmonidae.